Molecule: messenger RNA, 687 nt
Organism: Metopolophium dirhodum (rose-grain aphid)
Lineage: Eukaryota; Metazoa; Arthropoda; Insecta; Hemiptera; Aphididae
Product: zinc finger MYM-type protein 5-like
Exons: 2
Coding region: 1-687 (228 amino acids)
Source: RefSeq, a predicted model, not a curated record
AUGUCAAAGCGACCUCCAGGUUCGUUUUUUCGCGAUAGAAAGAAGAAGAUAGAAGCUGAAAAGAUACAAUUAGCAAAACAGUGGGAAAAACGCAGAAAAACUGAUGUUGAUGUCAAUGAAGUAAAUAUUGAACAACAUGAAAAUGAAAACACAAUUAUAAAAGAACCAUUACCAUUGACAAGUUGUAAUAGCAAUUUAAAUGAAAAAUUUACAAAUGACGAUUCUUUGGAUGUUAAGAUAAAUGAAAAAAAUAUAACUGCCAAUGACUUAGAACUCAUAACAUUUAAUGUAAGUGAGAAUUGUCAUCAAGUUAAUAAUGAGAAUAGUUUUGAGGUAUCUUUAGAAGCUCAAAAUAAGUAUGAACAUUUUAAAGCCACACAUUUUCCUGAAAUUUUAUUUGACAAUCCUCGUUCUUGGUCUCCUAUUAAUGAUAAACUGCGUUGUAUACUUAUUCUUCAUGGACCAAAUCGAGGGAUGACAGCACCUAAACCAUUCAAAAAUCAUUGGUUUUUUAAACAAAUGAAUAACGGUGAAAAGUGUGACAGAACGUGGAUGAUGUAUUCUGAACCUAAUGAGGCGAUUUUUUGUUUUUGUUGUAUUUUAUUUGGAACCAAAUCAAGUGCAUUAACAGAUUCUAAACAAGGUUUUUCAAAUUGGAAAAAAAAUGGAACGUUUAAGGGAACAUGA